CGUCAAGUGGUCGCCUGAAAGUUCCCCUCCCCCACCCCAGUUUCUACCCUCUGAUAACCAAAUAACCAGAUAAGUUCGAACAGGGCCCGAAAUGUGAGGAAGGAACGGACUUAGGGGAGGAAACCCUCACGGAAGAGAAAUGGAACAGCUGGAGGACUAAUUUACAUCAGGCACUUGGAAAGAUGCCCGCCAGUGGCUGGGGGCUGGAGGGCGGGGGGAGGAGAAGAGAAAGGCCCUCGUCUCGUCGAACGGGAAGGGAGGGACGCGGUGUACCUAACACCGAGGUGGAGGGCAAAGGGCAAAGUUCAGGGCGAAUCCGCAGGUCUGACUUGUGCUCACUAUGGCGGCCUGCGCGACGGGGCUACAACCAGACUCGGCGGUGGUGGUGGUGGGCUCCUGCAUGACCGACUUGGUCAGCCUUACAUCACAUCUGCCCAGAAUUGGAGAAACCGUCCAUGGACAUAAGUUUUUUAUUGGCUUUGGAGGAAAAGGUGCUAACCAGUGUGUGCAAGCAGCCCGGCUUGGAGCCAAGACUUCCAUAGUAUGCAAGGUUGGCAAAGAUUCUUUUGGCAGUGAUUAUAUAGAAAACUUAAAACAGAAUGAUAUUUCUACAGAAUUUAUGUAUCAGACCAAAGAUGCUUCUACAGGAGCUGCUUCAAUAAUUGUCAAUAAUGAAGGACAGAAUAUUAUCGUCAUCGUGGCCGGAGCAAACUUGCUGUUGAAUUCUGAUGACCUGAGGAAGGCAGCUGAUAUCAUUAGCAGAGCCAAAGUAAUUAUCUGCCAGCUAGAAAUAUCUCCAGCUACUUCUCUGGAAGCCCUGACAAUGGCCCGCAAGAGCGGAGUGAAGACUCUGUUUAAUCCUGCUCCUGCCACAGCUGACCUUGACGCACAGUUCUAUACCGUCUCUGAUAUAUUUUGCUGCAAUGAAAGUGAGGCUGAGAUUUUAACUGGGCUUACAAUUAGUAGCCCUGCAGCAGCUGGAAAAGCUGGAUUGGUGCUGACAGAAAGGGGUUGCAAGAUGGUAAUCAUUACCUUAGGUGCUGAAGGAUGUGUGUUUGUAUCAGCCAAAGAACCUGGCCCAAAGCAUGUUCCCACACAGAAGGUCAUCAAACCUGUGGAUACUACGGGGGCUGGAGAUAGUUUUGUGGGAGCACUGGCCUUCUACCUGGCUUAUUAUCCUAACCUGCCUAUGGAAGAAAUGAUCAAGAGAGCCAGCUUCAUUGCAUCAGUCAGCGUCCAAUCCUCAGGAACCCAGAUGUCUUUCCCUUACAGAAAGGACCUGCCACUUCAUCUGUUUUGAUUAAGCUUCCAAGGCUCAUGUGAUUGCAAUUAGUGUGUACAAGGCAGAGAAUUCAACUACUUUGUACACUAUAACAACAUGCUGUCCUUUACAUACAAAGGAUGUUCACCCACCAUCCACAGGGCACCUGCUUUCUGUUGUUUAUACAGUAAUGAUAACUGACUCCUCUUAUACACAUUUGCAAAGCAGCUGGCCAGGAUUAGGGGUGCACCCUAAGGCUAGGCUGUGAUUUUGCAGGGAUCUGCAAUUUCAUCACUAUUUGAAAAACAAUUCAAAGACACAUCCUAAUGAUAGUGGGUCAGUAGCAUCAAACAAAUCCUAUACUGCCUUGCACAUAGCCAGCACUCAGUAAAUGUUCAGUGAAUGAAUGGAAUGAAUGAACAAAUAAGUGAACAAUUGUGUGAGUUUCCUAAGUCUAAAAACAGUGGGUCCCCAUGCAUAUACAUUCCAUAGUGGCUUAGCAGGAGACAGUGAAUGAACAAGCUAUUUGUUUGGCCCACAGCUUACCUUGAAAUAGCCACCUCCUCUUCCGAAGCUUCAGCACUAUUUGAACCAGUGGGGGAGAUAAGAAUCUAGGAUGGGACUCCAGGAAAUGACCACUCCACAGGAAAUGACUCUAUUCUGAAGCUGAAGUGCAGAUUUUAAUUAUCCCACAGACUAGCCUGUAGCCAUGGAAGGACUAGUAUUUCUGUAACGGCAUUAACCUCCUAGGGGUUUACAACCACGGUGUCAUUUCUUCUCUCACCAUUACUAGUAGUGAGAUUCUGAGUCUGAGUUGGAAAUCAAAAUAGUUCUGAGAGAGGGAGCUGUUCCCUUUUGGUUCCCCACUGGAGAUUUCCUUAUAGCCAGCCAUUCAGGAAAAGUGAAAUUUGUAAGAAAUGAGUGGGAGAAUGGCAGGUGCUUCUUUGAAAAGGGCAGGAUUCCUCAACCAGGAGAUAAGAAGCUACAGAUAGAUAGGACCCCAAGCCUCAUCUGACACAUACUCAACAGGAAACAGGGUUCCAGAGUAUUAAGAGUUGACUUACUAAUUUGGUGAUUUACUAAUCUGCUUCAUUUUACAUAGGCAAAGAGAAUUGUCCAGAGUCACAGAGACGUAGGUGACAGUCAAUCUUGAAGCCACAGCUUCUGUCUUUUAAGCCCAGUGCUUUCAUUAUACUGUGAUGGCAUCUAGUUCUAGUGCCGCCAGCUAUCCAGCUGUGUGACCACAGGCAACUUUCCUAUUGUCUUCAUCUAGAUGAAGAAUUUGGACUAAAUAUGCAAGGUUUCUUUCAGUUGUAAAAUUCUACAAUGCUAAGUUACUUGCUGCAACCAUGUGAAGACUUCCUCCUCCGACGAUGUAAUUACAAAGCUUCUGCAAAAUAAAAAAUAGCUCUUCCUUACAAGGUUGAGAUUCUCGAAGGUACAAGUAUGAGUAACGCUACCUAUCUACACUAAAAAAUAAUAGACUUUAGGUGAUCUGGGCUUAAGAAGAUGGACUAUGCAAUU
Phascolarctos cinereus (koala) is the source of this 2785-nucleotide messenger RNA. RefSeq names its product ribokinase (gene RBKS). The record is from RefSeq and is a predicted model, not a curated record. NCBI's taxonomy places the organism in Eukaryota, Metazoa, Chordata, Mammalia, Diprotodontia, Phascolarctidae. Gene Ontology annotation, molecular function: ribokinase activity. Gene Ontology annotation, biological process: D-ribose metabolic process. Gene Ontology annotation, cellular component: cytosol.